Molecule: messenger RNA, 978 nt
Organism: Fraxinus pennsylvanica
Lineage: Eukaryota; Viridiplantae; Streptophyta; Magnoliopsida; Lamiales; Oleaceae
Source: the annotation of a GenBank genome assembly
AUGUUAAUGAAUGCAUCCAUAGCUGAUCUCUUGGUUUCUGGGCUAAGAAUGUUAUUCAAUGAGGUUGAAUUUCGGUGGAAGGUUCAUAAUGCCAGACCACAGUCCUACUUGUCACACUUAGAAAAGAAGCAGCUCUCAGCGAACGAUUCUCAUCUUACUACCACGCCUCCCCCACCAAAAUGGAAGAAAAAAAUUGAUUCUGCAGUUGUAGAGGCAGCUAUGCAGGAUUUUAUCGACAAGUUUUUGCGCGAUUUUGUGAUUGAUCUGUGGUAUUCUGAUGUUACACCUGACAAAGAGGCACCUGAGUUGAUACGUGCUGUAAUCAUGGAUGCAUUUGGCGAAGUAUCUGGCAGACUCAAAGCAGUAAACCUUGUUGACCUUUUGACGAGAAAAAAUCAGGCUUUUAUUGGUGUGGAUGUCACGGGAACACUUUCUUCUGAAGAACGAGAUGAAAGGUUGAAACACCAUCUCCUGGCUUCUAAGCAGCUUCAUCCUGCUUUUUUGAUGUGUGAAUAUAAUUCAUUUCUAAAUUUCAAAGGAGUUUCUGAUAGCUUGAUGCAGAAAGUUGUUGGCUCACGUUCCUCUACGUGUGAACCAGCUUAUUUAGUUACAAGCAGAACUUUUUCCUGGAAUGCCGACAAUAUUAAAAAACUGACUUUGAGUCACAAUACCACUGAGUCAACUAACAGUUUCUCAGAUAACGAGGAAGGUGAUAAAGAUGAAAGCCAUGGGCAACAGGAAGUAGAAUAUGCUGCGCAAGCCAAUGGGUGGCAUUCGGACUAUGAAUUGAACCCAAAGGCGUUUCCACCAAGAACUGUGACAUGUGAUGAAGACUUCACCCUGCAUUCUAAGGAAAUUCGUGCUCAAAGCACGCAAUCUGAGUUGCACGGUCUGAGCAGAUAUUCAGAGGUUAGUCUGGCAAUAACAUCUGUUCCCCAAGAGGAUCCAUCGGGGAUGCCUCCAGAGGUACAGUGGUAG